Sphaerulina musiva SO2202 is the source of this 1146-nucleotide messenger RNA. RefSeq names its product acid phosphatase/Vanadium-dependent haloperoxidase. The coding region runs from base 1 to 1146 and encodes 381 amino acids. NCBI's taxonomy places the organism in Eukaryota, Fungi, Ascomycota, Dothideomycetes, Mycosphaerellales, Mycosphaerellaceae. The record is from RefSeq and is a predicted model, not a curated record. The transcript is spliced from 3 exons. Gene Ontology annotation, biological process: phospholipid metabolic process. Gene Ontology annotation, molecular function: phosphatidate phosphatase activity.
AUGGGUUCGAAGAAACUGAUUGCAUCCUACAUCUUCGACUGGAUCAUCAUCAUCGCCUUCGCCGCAGCAGGCGGAGCUCUGUCCCUCGUCAAGCCUCACCAUCGCCCAUUUUCACUUCUCAACCAGGAAAUCUCGUUUCCGUACGUGGAAGAAACGAUUACCACAUGGAUGCUGGUCGUCAUUGCUUUGGUGGCUCCCGCUGCUAUCAUCACUCUCAUCACCCUCAUUUUGGUGCCUGGCGCUGAGGUUCGUCGCAUUUCGACGAGGUCACAGGUCUUGCGCCUCAAACUUUGGGAGUUGGAGAAAGGGCUUGCGGGACUGGCUUUGUCUCUUGCUGUCGCCUUUUUUGUCACGCAAGGGAUGAAGAAUCUGUUUGGAAAACCUCGCCCCAAUCUUCUUGCAAGGUGCAAUCCUGAUCUCGAAGAUAUUACUGCUGCGUACCGUGGUGGCUAUGGACAAGAUCUCAGCGUGCGAUGGACAUUAGUCGAUUCUUCGAUUUGCAAUCAAGACGACGAUGACUUGCUGCAAGACGGCUUCCGCAGCUUUCCAAGUGGACAUGCAUCGUGGUCAUGGUCCGGACUGCUCUACCUCACUCUCUACAUCUGCAGCAAAUUCGCCAUCGGCCUACCCCAUCUCCCAGCGGUAUUCACGCCCCAGCAAAGCCACCGCCGAAAUUCCUCGCAACACGAAUUACUCCCUCUCCACCACCGCGACCAAGCCGGCGGCGGUGCAUCGUCCUCCAUGGAAGGCAAAUUCGAAUCCUCCGACUACGAAAACUCUCACACUCCACACGACCUCACCACCACCACCACCAACCCUCUAGCCGUCCGCAACGCCGCAGCAGCACCACCCAAUUACCUCAUCAUCCUCGCUCUCUUCCCCGUCGGCGUCGCCAUCUACAUCACCAGCACGCGGUAUGCGGAAUUUUACCAUUUUGGCUUUGAUCUCUUGUUUGGGAGUUUUAUCGGGAUUGCGACUUCUUGGCUCGCUUUUCGUUGGUAUCAUCUUCCUAUUUCGAGAGGGCAGGGCUGGGCCUGGGGCGCGCGGUCAAAGGAUCGCUCGUUUGCGAUUGGCGUCGGGACGGGUGGGUAUGUUGGUCAUGAGGGCUGGCGGAGUUCGAAGAGUGGGCAGGGGGAUGUAAGUUGA